AUCAAACUGAGUUUUAAACCGCAGCAUUCGUGAUAUUGGAUUUCCGAAGCUAAAACAAAAAAGAUAAACACGCUUUGACGCGUCGGCGAUAUGAGGCAUGAGGUGAUCGACCUCACCGCCGAUGACGAGCUGGAGACGGUGACCAGCAAAGUGCUUCGAGUUGCGCGCGUCGAAUCGGUAGUGUCACCGCCACCAGCGAAGCGGGUGAAGUACGAACACCACAACCCGCAGCAGCAACGCCAUCACCUCACGCUCAGAUCGCCUGGACCUAAGCCAUCCCACCAGGGAGGUACCAAUCGCCACAAUGGCAUACAGAAACAAUCACCAGUGGCGAAUGCGACUGGACGGCCCGGAAGCGUGGCCGAAACGCGUCCUAUAAGGCCGCCCGCCAGACCGGUACCUCCUGCCCAAAAUACUGCAGCGUCGCCCGUCAGAAUUGGCGCGACGGAGCCACAAGAAGCACCUACAUCUCCACCACGAAAAUAUCUAGGAGCAUAUGGACGUAAACGACAUGAAAAGGCGGUGGAACGUACAUCCCACGCCAAGUCAGAGAUACGAUGGGAGCCAAACUCGAGACCAUAUCUCUAUUCGACAGAGCGACAAAAGCUGAGAUACUUUGGCCACAAGCCUCGCCGGAUGGACUGCAAAGAUGGCAGCGUGGUUCACGUUGACUUUACAUCUGCCGAGAUGGACGCGGUACUCAGUGUGCUGGGGUGCGAUCCAGUCUUAGACGCCGAGGUGAAUAAUGGUCGUCCUAUUGACAAGUCUCUGCUAAAGGAUCUGGCUAGGAGGGGUCUUGCCGAUAAGACCCGGCUCAAAGAACUCGCCACCCUCCGGAUUCCAGGCAGAACGAAAGAGGCUAUCAUAUCCUUUGUCAAGGACAUAGUUAAGGGCACUGUUGGGCAAAGUCAAGUUCUCGUUUUCAAGCACCAAGAUGGCGAAGGCAGCAGGGACGAAUACCGUAAUGCGGCCUUCUUUCGCCUACUCGCCACAAGGCAGACUUUCGGCAGUAACCACGACGCAUUCGUCCUGGGUGACACAUACGUGGACAUCCGCUGUGGACUGAACAAUGCGGUCGAUGACGAGCUGAGUCUGCGAAGAGAGUGGCACGGCGCUGCUGGAGACGUUAUGACGCUGUCAUGGACUUCAGACAACGCAUUUAUCGCAGGGGCGACGACACAUAGCGACCCCUGGAACCAACAGUAUAAUAAAAAGGGCAACCUCAUGUUGGGUUCAGCCCCGAACAAAACCAUCCGCAUGUUCCCGGACCAUCGAAUCCUGAGGCCCAUUGUCGAUAAGGGUGACAAUGCGACUGAUGAGAUGGUUCAAAGUCAGUCCCCCUGGCUAUAUACUUCGGUGGUCUUUUCGGCAUAUGAUGACGGUUUUGCCUAUACCUGCGGCUUCGAUAACACGACCAAAGUGUGGACUGUACAAGACGACGGCACAUCUAUGAAUCUUGUGGGGACAUGGCCUCAUGCGGGAAAGGUCAACUAUGUAGCUCCUUCGCAACACCGUGAGGCCGAUCAGUCAUUUAGGAUGGUUGCCACGGCCGCAGAUGUAUCCCCAGACGCCGUUCGCGUGUACCGGAUCAACCAAGGCGACACAAAUAUCUCGGAUUGCCAAUAUCGGACCUUUUCGGCUACCCGCACCACCGGUGAAGGUAGCGACAAAUGGGCAUAUUUCCCCGCCACGAUGGCAUGGGGCCGCACGCCUGGCCUGACGGCCCAUCUUCUUCUCGUUGGUUAUUCCCCACGAAGCUUAAGCGACAACGAUAACGACAUCCCCGAGGACAAGCGCAACUCGGGUGAGCUGCGCCUUUGGGAUGGCAAUACGGGCGAGGCCUGGAAGGUAUCUACGGCGUCCAUGUGCAAUGUCUUCGAGGUCGCCUGGCACCCAAAUAAAAAGGUUUUUGCUGCUGCCGUAUCGCCGUCGGGUGAAAGGGGAGACGAGACAAAAACUCAAAUCCGUCUGUGCUCGUCGUACAAAGUCGGCGAGGCUGCGAACAAGGUUUACUCUGAGUUCAAAUGCCUCGACUGCGUGGCCACGGGGAUCAACUACGGCUUAACCAUUAUGCCAUAUGGACCUAGGGCAUCCUAUGUAGCUGCGGGUUGCACAAACGGAAAUACCUAUGUCUGGGACACCGAAGCGACUGAGAGCACGCCUUGCCAAGUUCUCAGGCAUGGAAAGCCAAUUCUUGACCCGAUCGACGACCUCGAAACUGAAGAUGUUGGAGUGCAGUUUGUCGCCUGGGGCAAAUCCCUUGAGAGACUAUACACGGGAUCGACAGACGGGACUGUCAAAGUUUGGAACAUCCGCGCCCAGGGUAAUCCUUUGGUGAAGGUGCUUUUGAAAUGCAAGCGGGCUGUCACGUCAGGCGCAUUCUCCCCUGACAAAUCAAAGCUCGUUAUCGGCGAUGCAAGCGGUGCCAUUUACCUUUUGACGACUCAUGAUAAUGCCGAAGAUGAAUGGAAUGGUGAGGACGAGUGGGACGGCGAAGAGGAAACACCCGGACCUGGGCAGGUGGACAGGUUCAUUCAGGUCCCGCGUGGAGACGGGAGCUUCAUUACACGACGCUUGCCCAAUGUUGUCACUCCGCACCCGGAUCCUCCGGAUCCCACGCACGAUGCAGCUGGCAAUUUGAUUCAGAAGAAAAACCCCAACCAGCUGGGGAGUUUGUUUCUGGAUAAGCAGCAGCUUGUGAUCCACAAGUGUCGUCUUGUGGGCGCAGUUCAGGGUCCACGGUACGCCGAGACGGGGCUUUACCGCUUGGAUUUCCACAUGGACAAAACCGAUGGACAAUCUCCUCUGCUGGCUGUCCACGAAAGAAAGCAGCAGGAGAGUAAACGGCAAUAUUCCAAAACGACUGUCGUGAGAGCAAGUCCCCGGCGGGGUAUAAUCCGGCGGGAGGAUGAUGCCCGGGAUCGUGUCGCUGAGCUGCAUCGGCAGAACAUCGCCAGGAGCUUCGACAUCAGAACUCUGGAUCGUGAUACCCGACGCGAACUCGAGGCUGAGGGUGCUGAGCUCAAUCCUGACCUGUCUGAGCAUGAUGACGACGGCGAUGAGAGUCAAGACGAUGCUCAAAGUAUCGAUGAUGUUAUAAUAUUGAGUGAUUAGGGGGCUGGACGGCUCCCCUGGAAUUUCGUACUGGAUUGGAGCACUUGAGCUUCCAUACCUUGGAGUGAAUAACGAUUCCCUGCUCUGGGUUUCACGUUAUCAGAAAUACAGUGCUCAUGAGGAGAUCAAAAAUACCUCCCCGAGAAAGGCAUGUAAGACCUUACUGUUGAUAUAUAUCAAUACUAAUAGAAUAAGUGAGUGGACGACAUUUGAAGUUGGUCGGGACAGCCUCCUGGGAGGCGUAUGAGUUUAUGACAUUUAGAACUUUCAAAUGAAAAACUUGCAUUUCAUCAUUUGAAGAGUGCAGAAG
Pyricularia oryzae 70-15 is the source of this 3424-nucleotide messenger RNA. RefSeq lists its product as uncharacterized. Gene Ontology annotation, cellular component: TORC2 complex; TORC1 complex. Lineage: Eukaryota; Fungi; Ascomycota; Sordariomycetes; Magnaporthales; Pyriculariaceae. The record is from RefSeq and is a predicted model, not a curated record. Gene Ontology annotation, molecular function: protein binding. The transcript is spliced from 4 exons. Bases 91 to 3114 code for a protein of 1007 amino acids. Gene Ontology annotation, biological process: regulation of actin cytoskeleton organization; TOR signaling.